Bufo bufo (common toad) is the source of this 3538-nucleotide messenger RNA. RefSeq names its product inversin (gene INVS). Gene Ontology annotation, molecular function: protein binding. The transcript has a single exon. The record is from RefSeq and is a predicted model, not a curated record. Bases 243 to 3245 code for a protein of 1000 amino acids. NCBI's taxonomy places the organism in Eukaryota, Metazoa, Chordata, Amphibia, Anura, Bufonidae.
CCGCAAGACAUAUAACGUGACGUAACUGCGUCAGAACGUGCUCCGAGCGCAUGCGCGGAUCUUCCACCAUCGACUGCAGUCACUCUGGAUAGAGCGGCCGUUGCUAUAGAGAUGAGAAUACCGGCUAACUCUGCCGCACUGUAGAGACUGGGAAAAGAGCGGUCGCUGUUUCCAUAGAGACCGUAAGGUUGUAGAAGUUGGCUACCUGUGACGUUGUGCUGGGGAAUUCGGCUGGGGCAAGGAUGAGUAGCCCGCCCCAGGGCUCUUCCCUGGCCUCCCCUGUCCAUGCAGCUGCUGUAACAGGGGACAAGGCCUCUCUGCUGCGCCUCAUCGUCUCCAACCUGGAUCUUAUUGACCAGGAGGACCAACUUGGGAGGACUCCUCUGAUGUACAGCGUGCUGGGUGACCGCCGGGCCUGUGCUGAAGCACUUAUCCGUUAUGGAGCCCAGGUGAACCGCUCCGACAGGAGCGGGAGGACUGCGGUACACCUGGCGGCUCAGACCGGCAACCAUCGCCUGCUGAAGCUUCUCCUGUCUCGUAGGGCUGACUGCACCCACCGAGAUUUACGGGACAUCACGGCACUGCACCUCUCCACCCGUCACCAAGACACCCGCUGCCUGGCCCUUCUUCUGAAGCACACUCCGCCCGGUCAGGUUGAUGCCCAGGAUCAAAGGAAGCAAACGGCGCUGCACUGGAGCGCCUAUUACAACCGUCCGCGCCACGUCAGGUUGUUAGUGAGGCACGGAUCGAAUAUCGGCAUCCCCGACCAAGAGGGGAAGAUACCACUGCACUGGGCAGCUGGACAUAAGGACCCGGAAGCAGCCCUAACAGUGCGUUGCUUGCUGGAGGCCGCCCCAACGGAGUCUUUACUCAAUUGGCAAGACUACGAAGGACGCACGCCUCUCCAUCUUGCCGUCGGCGAUGGUAAUCAGGAAGUGGUUCGGCUUCUGACCUCGUACCGGGGGUGCAACGUGGCACCUUAUGACAAUCUCUUCCGUACCCCUCUCCACUGGGCGGCGCUAUUGGGUCACACUCCUAUUGCCAAUCUCCUUCUGGAAAGAAACCGUUCUCCCAACAUCCCUUCCGACAGUCAAGGUGCAACGCCCCUGCAUUACGCUGCCCAGGGAAAUUGCCCUGAUACAGUACGGGUGUUGCUCACUCACCUGUCCGUGAGAGAUGAAGCCGAUUUAGAGGGUCGGACCGCAUUUAUGUGGGCCGCCGGGAAAGGAAGUGACGAGGCGCUAAAAGUCAUGUUGGAGCUAGAUCCAGAACUUGAGAUCAACAGAACGGAUAAAUACGGUGGAACCGCCCUUCACGCCGCCUCCUUGUCCGGGCAGAUAAGUACUGUACGCGUUCUCUUAGACCACAGUGCCCAAGUCGAUGCGGCAGAUGUCAUGAAGCACACGCCGCUCUUCAGAGCUUGUGAGAUGGGACACCGAGAGGUCAUCGCUACUUUAAUUAAAGGUGGUGCCAAAGUUCACCUGGUGGACAAGGAUGGACGUUCUCCGCUGCACUGGGCAGCGUUAGGAGGCAAUGCCAACGUAUGCCAGAUACUUAUAGAAAAUAAUAUUAACCCCAAUGCCCAGGACUACGAAGAUAGGACUCCAUUGCACUGUGCAGCCUACGGAGGUUAUAUUGGCUGCAUGGAGGUGUUAAUGGAAAAUAAGGCCGAUCCCAACAUCCAGGAUAAGAACGGGCGCACGGCUUUGCACUGGUCCUGCAAUAACGGCUACUUAGAUGCGAUCAAGCUACUCCUGCACUAUAACGCCUUCCCUAACCAGAUGGAAAGCACUGAAGAAAGGUACACUCCUCUGGAUUAUGCUUUGCUCGGUGGGCAUCAGGAGGUUAUACAGUUCAUGCUCGAGCAUGGCGCCCUGUCCAUUGCUGCAAUACAAUAUAUCGCUGCCUCCAAAAUUCAAGCAGUCUACAGAGGACACAUAAUGCGGAGGACUUUUCGACAUAAAAAGAACCUCUUAAUGAAACAUGAACAGCUGAGAAAAGAUGCUGCUGCCAAAAAGAGAGAAGGCGAAAAUAGAAGGAAAGGAAGAGCUGGUCAACAGGCUAAAGAAGGUCAGAAAGAAGAGAAACCAGUUAAACCCUCAGAGGUCUUGAGGGACCAGAAGGAAGACAGAGGUAACGAGGAACAAUAUAAGGAAACAAAAGAAUCAAGACUGAAAGAGAUUAGCAGUAAGACAAAGGUUAACGAGCACCAUAAUCAAGUCUACGAAGCUGCCCAAGAUAGCAACACAUCUCCAAGGCUUCGAGAGGUUGGCGUGCUACCAAGCCGAACUAGUCCCAGAAGAGCUUGUAAUUCUCAAAGCCCUUCAUCUCCACCUCUACGUUCUGAGGAGCAGUAUCAUGACGAGGACUCAACUGGGGCACAAGAUGACAGUAGGAAAUGUAGCCGACCUAAAAGAGAAGGCAGCAGUGUCACUGCAUCUGAAAAAGUAUGCCAUGGCCACAAAGAGGUUUGUAGGAAGUCAACCCAGGAGAUCAGAGAAGGCUCUAGUUCUUCUCUAAGGUUAGAACAUAGUAAUAAAGGUGGCGGAAUCAGACUUAUUGUGCAGGAAAAAGAAGCUCCUGAAGAUAUUUAUAAAGAGGAGGCCGUAAGAAAGCAAAUAAAAAGCACCAGAACACAUAGAAGUAAAAGAGAGGACCUAGAUAUAGUUACCCAGAAGCUGGGAGCUUGUAACAUCACAGAAUCAAGAUCGAGUAGAAGAAAGAGGGAAUCUACCAACCGAAUAGCCACGGUGGAAAAUGCAGAACCUUCUGUCCAAAGUAGAGAAAUGUCAGAGAAGCAAAAAUAUAAAGAAAGAAGUCUAUCUGCUAGACCUACACAAAGACCUGCCACUGGAAAACUGUCCAGGUGCGAGGACAAAAAGUCUUCAGGAAAAGUACAUCGUAGUUCUUCUGGUUCGCACUCAAGGAGGAUCAAACAUGGAGAACUAGAAGGAAAAGUAGUAACCCGCACCCCAUCAAGUGACAUUAGCUUCAUGAGGUCACUGACUAUUCCAAUACCUAGAGACUAUUCAAAGCUUGGUCAAAGCACUGCUGACUGGCAGCAGCUAGACAUUGAGCUGAUUCCAUUAGAAGAAAGACUGCAACUGGUGGAAAGGGAGAAGGCGAGGAAGCAGCUCUUCCAGCGCAAAAAACAAGCUGCUAUGGUUAUUCAGAGGGCCUGGCGAAAGCACAGAAGCAAGAAAAAGAGCAAGACUAUAAAAUCUUCCCAUGUCCACCUAGUAUGAAUCAUGUUCUCCAAUAAACUAGAAGGCAAAGACUGUAGAUGUUCCUUGUACUUGAACACUGAACUACUCCUCUUUAUGGAGAUCAGGGCUGAAUGAAUAUUGAGUUUUUCAUGAACUUCUUAUCCCCAAUCUGAAAGUGCCAUGCAGGGGGUGCAACCAGUGCUUGCCAUCUGGUAGAUACUCGUUGACCAAGAAGAUUUUAUAGAGUUUUAUUGGUGCAGGUGAACAUGGAAGUAGGAGGAUGACCAUGCAAGACAUCAGUGUUGUCUAAAUACAACUCAGUUGUUGAGAAU